Messenger RNA from Acanthosepion pharaonis, 693 nucleotides. The record is from the annotation of a GenBank genome assembly. Lineage: Eukaryota; Metazoa; Mollusca; Cephalopoda; Sepiida; Sepiidae.
AUGUCUAGAUGUAACUACACUUUCGUUACCAUUUCUCUCUUUCUUUCUAUUCCUAUCUUGUCUUUUCACUAUUUCUUUUUCUUUUUCCGUUUUUCUUUCCUUCUUUUCCUCUGCCUUGUUAAAAUUUGCUUUAUCUCUGGAAAAGGAAGGAUUAUUUUGGAAACCAUGGCUAGUACUAUGCAGGAGUUGGAGAAAGCUCUCUUGGAGAAAGAAAUUCUUAUCGAGGAGCUGAGUCAAACAUUACAAGAGAAAGACGAGUUGAUUGAGGAACUUCGCAGUCAAUUGGAUAAAUAUCAAUCCGUUCUUCCGUUGUCUUCGUCACUGGCCGUGGUGGCUAGUGGCGGUGGACCUCGGAAAGUGAGGGCACAAGGAAUAUCUGCAGAACCUCAGGCAUUACUCUCUUUACAGGAAUUCAAUCAGCAUAAAUUCAGAAAGCACUCCAAAAGUCACAGUUCUUUCUUUAUCUAUAUAGCCAUCUCAAUCUAUCUAUCUAUCUGUCUAUCUAUCUAUCUAUCUAUCUAUCUAUCUAUCUAUCUAUCUAUCUAUCUAUCUCAUAUCUGUUCUUUCUUUCUUCCUAUCUAUCUCAAUAUGUUCUUUCCUUCUUUCUAUCUAUCUAUCUAUCUAUCUAUCUAUCUAUCUAUCUAUCUAUCUCAUUUUGCUCAUUUCUCAUUCAGUUGUUUCGAUUUCGAUUAA